AUGUCAGCUUCUACUGCUGCAAUUCCUACUGCGAAUACAAAUGGAAAUCAUGCAUUAAGUUCGGACUCGCAUUCUAGCCAAGAUGCUAGGCGACGAACAGCUGGUAUUACAAGAAGAAAAGCCUUGCCUCCGAUUCUUCUUGCAAAAAUUCCUAGCAAUGAUCUGAGUCAUACUAUCCGUGGAGAAUCAGUUCUUGACAAGUCAAAAUAUUCUUCCGAAGCAAGAAAAGAUGUGGUUGCUUCAGCAGCUGCUGAACGUCAAAACAAAAGCACUACAGAUGCGGUUGCUUCAGCAGCUGCUGUAUGCCAAAAGAAAAGCCCUACUAAACAAGAAAAAGCCAAGUGGGUAACUGCCUUAAGUGUGCUUGUGAAGCUGUGUCUUCUUAUCUCAGCUACUGCUUGGAUGGGGCAGGUGUUCUGGAGAUGGCAAAGUGGUGAAUUAUCAUUUACAACACUGGAUAUGGAGAACAGGCUAUCCAAGGUGGAAGGAUUCAAGAAAACGGCCAAGAUGCUUCAGCUACAGUUGGAUGUUUUGGAUAAGAAGCUAGGAAAUGAGAUUGACAAAGCAAAAAGGGAUAUCGCUAAGCAAUUGGAGGAUAAGGGUAAUAAGAUAGAGAAAAAGAUGAAGACUUUGGAAGACAAAACUGACAAGUUGGAUAAGUCACUGGCUGAGCUUAGUGACAUGGGAUUCCUUUCUAAAUAUGAGUUUGAGGAGAUUUUGAGCCAGUUGAAGAAAAAGAAGGGAUUCGGUGGUACAGACGAUGAAAUAAGCUUGGAUGAUAUAAGGCUAUAUGCCAAAGAGGUAGUUGAGAUGGAGAUAGCAAGUCUUUCCGCAGAUGGCCUUGGUAUGGUGGAUUAUGCAUUGGGAUCUGGUGGUGCUAAAGUGGUAAGUCACUCAGAGCCUUUGAUGAAUGGCAAGAACUAUUUACCUGGUCGAAGCAUUGUGCACACAACAGCCCAAAAGAUGCUGGAGCCAAGUUUUGGGCAGCCAGGAGAAUGUUUUGCACUGAAAGGAAGUAGUGGGUUUGUGAAGGUGAAGCUAAGAACAGGAAUAAUUCCUGAGGCGGUCACCCUAGAACAUGUUGACAAGAGUGUGGCCUAUGAUAGAUCAAGUGCUCCAAAGGAUUUCCAGGUCCGUGGAUGGUACCAAGGAUCACAUGAUGAUUCAGAAAAGGAUUCAAAUGUGAUGGCUGCUUUAGGAGAGUUCUCUUAUGACCUUGACAAAAGCAAUGCUCAGACCUUCCAACUAGAGGGAACCACUGAUUUACGUGUUGUCAACAUGGUUCAGCUUGACUUCUCCUCAAACCAUGGGAACUUGGAACUUACAUGCAUCUAUCGCUUCAGGGUGCAUGGCAGAGAGCCUGGCUCCCUCAACACUGGAAGAUGA
Messenger RNA from Miscanthus lutarioriparius, 1386 nucleotides. The record is from the annotation of a GenBank genome assembly. NCBI's taxonomy places the organism in Eukaryota, Viridiplantae, Streptophyta, Magnoliopsida, Poales, Poaceae.